UGACCUGACCAAACUAGUAGGCGCAAAGGCGUCGUUGCUUUCACCGCACAGACACGGCCGUGAGGCUGUGCUAUGCCGCCCGGAUGACCCGUGCCACGGCCGAUACCAGGACCACUUUAUCCAGGGACCCCUCACCUCUCCCGCCUCUGCCACCGCUCCCUCCUCGCCGUCUGCACGCGCCCUGCACGCCCCGCUCGCGCCGGUCUGAUCUCUAGUCCGAUGGCAGCGUCCGCGCUGCGGCGCCCGGCAGAGGCCAGAGUGACCUUUGCUGAUGUUGCCGUGCACUUCUCCUGGGAGGAAUGGAGGCUCCUUGAUGAGGCUCAGAGACGUCUGUACUUUGAUGUGAUGCUGGAGAACUUUGCACUUAUAUCCUCACUGGGUGGCUGCUGUGGACCAGAGGAUGUAGAAGCCCCCUUUGAACAGAAUGUUUCUGUGGGAGUGUCACAGGCCAACACCUCCAGGGCAUCUCUGUCUUCCCUGAAGGCUCACUUCUGUCAGACUUGUGGUCCAGUCUUGAGAGACAUAUUCCAGUUGGCUGAGCACCAAGGAACACCACACAGCCAAAAAGUGUUGAGGUGUGGGGUAUGUAUGAAACAAUUUAAUUGUAGUGCAAACCUCCUAACACACCAGGAGCAGCACCUGGGAGCGAAACCUUUAAGAAGCAGUGUGGACAGGACCUUGUUUGUGAAGAGCCAUAAAUUCCUUGUUUCAGAAAAGCCCUUUAUUUGUGAUGAAGUUGGGAAGAACAUCCUGGCUACCUCAGAACAUCUACAGCAGCAAGUGACUCAUACCGGGGAAGAACCCAACAAAAUCACACAGUGUGGGGAAACUAGAGAAAAGAGAAAAACUCUUCUGACCUGGACAGAAUGUAAGAAAGUCUUCAGCCCUAGACAUACACAUGCUCAGGACCAGGACAUCCACACUGGAAGACAGUGUUUUGUGUGCCCUGAAUGUGGGAAAGCAUUUAGGAAUCAGUCCUCAUUAGUUGUUCACCAGAGAGUUCACACCGGUAAAAAUCUUCAUGUAUGUGGCAAAUGUGGCCAGUCUUUUAGGCUAACCUCAACCCUUAGUCGUCAUCAAAGAAAUUAUUGUCAGGCAAGACAGUACAAAUGCAGCAAAUGUGGGAAGUCCUUUAACCGAAAAUUUGUUCUUAUUUAUCCUUGGAGAAAUCAUACUAAAAAAAUACGUGACCUGUGCUGUGAAUGUGUGCAGUUGUUCAGCCGUAGAUCCAUCUUUAUUCGACAACGAAUGGUUCACUCUGGAGAAAGGCGUUAUGAGUGUAUGCAAUGCGGAAAAGCCUUUAGACGAAAAUUUUACCUCAUUGUACAUAUGAGAGUUCACACUAGCACAAGGCCUUAUCAGUGUAGUGAAUGUGGGAAAUGUUUUACCAAUAGUUCAGUACUUAUUUUACACCAGAAAGUACAUACAGGAGAAAGGCCUUUUGAGUGCAUUAAGUGUGGGAAAUCCUUUACCAGUUGUUCAAUACUCAUUCUACACCAAAGAGUUCACACAGGAAAAAGGCCUUAUGAGUGCACUGAAUGUUGGAAAUCCUUUAGCCAUGAGUCGUACCUCACUCAACACCAGAUAGUUCAUAGUGGAAGAAAGUCUUACGAAUGCAGUGAAUGUGGGAAAUCUUUUACGUCUCGUCCAGGCCUACGUUAUCAUGAGAGUGUUCACAAUGGAUCCAGGUCUUAUGAGUGUAGUCAAUGUGGGAAAUGUUUUACUUCUCGCCCCGGCCUUCGUUAUCAUCUGAGAGUUCACACUGGAAGAAAGCCUUAUAAGUGCAGUGAAUGUGGGAAAUCUUAUAGCCAAAGGUCCAACCUCAUCCAACAUCAGAGAGUUCACACAGGUGAAAGGCCUUAUCAGUGUAGUGAAUGUGGGAAAUGUUUUACCUCUAGCUCUGCUUUUCAUUAUCAUAAGAAAGUUCACACUGGAGAAAGGCCUUAUCAGUGCAGUGAAUGUGGGAAGUCUUUUUUAUCUGUUUCCAACCUCAGUAAUCAUCAGAGAGUACACACAGGAGAGAGACCCUAUGAGUGCAGUGAGUGUGAGAAAUCUUUUAUUCAAAGACAUCACCUUCUUUUACACCAGAGAGUUCAUACAGGAGAAAUGCCUUUUCAGUGUACCGAAUGUGGGAAAUCUUUUUCAGCUGGUUCCAACCUUAGUAAUCAUCAGAGAGUUCACACUGGAGAAAGACCUUAUGAGUGCAGUGACUGUGGGAAAUCCUUUAUCCAAAGACAUCACCUUCUUACACACCAGAGAGUUCAUACAGGAGAAAGGCCGUAUCCGUGCAAUGAAUGUGGAAAAUCUUUUGCAUCUGGUUUUAACCUGAGAAAUCAUCAGAGAGUUCAUACUGGAGAAAAGCCUUAUGAGUGCAAUGAAUGUGGAAAAUCCUUUAUCCAAAAAUGCUACUUUCUUAUACACCUAAGAGUUCACACAGGAGAAAGGCCUUAUGAGUGCAGUGUAUGUGGAAUUUCUUUUACCACUAGGAGGAAACUCCGUUAUCAUCAGGGAGUUCACAGUGGAGAAGGGCCUCAUGAGUGCCAUGAAUGUGGAAAAUCUUUUACCUCUAGUUAUGCCCUCCGUGAUCAUCAGAGAGUUCAUACCAGCCAAAGGCCUUAUGAAUGCACUGAAUGUGGGAAGUCCUUUAGAGCAAAUUCUUACCUCAUUGAACACUGGAGAGUUCACACUGGAGAAAAGCCUUACCAAUGUACUGAAUGUGGGAAAUCUUUUUCCUCUGGCUCUGGCCUCCGUUAUCAUCAGAGUAUUCACACUGGGUUAAGGCCUUAUGGGUGCAGUGAAUGUGGGAAAUCUUUUCCCAAGAGCUCAGCACUCAUUCGCCAUCGAAGAACUCACACAGGUGAAAGGCCUUAUGUGUGCAGUGAGUGUGGUAAAUCCUUUAUCCAGAGACAUCACCUUCUUGUACACCAACGAGUUCACACAAGAUGAAGGCCUUAUGAUCCAGCAAAUGUGGGAAAUCUUUUAAGGAUAGUUCCCAGUCCAAUUAACACUGGGCAGUUCAGUGCUAAACUGUAGAAAGGUGCGUGAGUUAAAAAAUGUGGGAAAUCUUUUAGCCAUAAGUUUUACCUUUCUUAACACCCGAGACUUCAUACUGCAAAAUGAUUUUAUAAGUGUAUGGAAUGUAGGAAAUGUUGUAUCUGGAGUUUGUUUUCUGAUAAUUUACACAGGAUGAAGGCCUAUGGUGUAGCAAAGGUGAAAAUUCCUUUACCCAUAGUUUCACAGUCUUUCACCACCAGAUAAUUCAUUUAGGAGAAAGGCCUUAUAAGUGCACAAAAUGUAGAAAAUCCUUAAAGAAUUCACCUUAUUAUACAGUGUAGAAUUUACACUGGAGAAAGACCCUAGAUGUGCAAGGGAAUGUGCACUUUUCUUGUCCGUAUAAUGACACUGGAAUAAACGAUAAGAAGCCAUCUGUCUGAAUUUGAUCUCAUAUAUCCAGUUGUCCACAGUUGGGAGAUUCACCAUAAGUUUAGUUAUGUGGGAAUCAUGUGUGUCUAUGUUGCACUUUCUAACCUGCCCAGGGCUCUUUGCCAUUUUCUGUUUUCAAAGUCAUUUCAGACUACCAUGUGGCAAGUCCCCACAGUUUGUGUCCAUUACCAUCCUGCUGUGCUGACUUGUGUUCUCUUGUGUAUUGGAGGAAAAGAGGAGUUUUCUUGAGGUCUUUGGAGUCACACUGGGCAAAAAUCCAAUCCUUUAUUGGCUCAGAGAAUAUCACAUGAGUCUGGCUGGAGGGCCAUGUUCUCCCAGGAAUUUUUCUAGUUUCCAAGUUACCAACUUGACCUCUUUGCUGCACGUUGCUCUGGUUUGUACAAUACUGUUUAAUUCCUUGCUGUGUCAGUUCUCUUUUAUUUUCUGAGUUCUAUUUAGUGAGUGGUAUAUUUCAUAAACAGAGUUUGGCUCCACAAGUAUGAAAGGUGAACGUUUUAAUGAGGAUCCCCAAUUUCGUGUUCUUCAUAAGGACGGUAUAAUGGCAAAAUACAGCUCACCAAUUUUUGCCAAAUUUACAUUCUUUCUAGGAAGGACUGCAUGGCUUUUUGGUCUUUGUAUGAAGCCUAGAAGCUAUGAAUUUUAGGAGAUUUAGAAAUCACCCUGUGGUGUGAUAAUCUCAGAUGUGAUCAUCUCAAGUACUUCUUGGAGCAGCAUGAAUUUUCCCAUGAUUCACAGGGGAUAAUCUCAGGGUAUGUUGAAGGGAACCUGUUUCCUAGGUCCUGCAAUGAACCAUAAGACCAUUGGGGUUACUGGAAACUGUAACUGCUACAGAAAUGGCACUGGAUUUGUAGGGAUUGGAGACUUUAGCCAACACAAUGGAAUGUGCUUCUUAAAUACACAAGCAUUUCUGUAACAAUGACUGUGCAGGAUCAGUGUGCACACAAAUCUUAGGAUCUCCAGGCAUGUUUUUUUUUAAGAUUUUAUUUAUUUUUAGACAGGGG
Molecule: messenger RNA, 4445 nt
Organism: Phyllostomus hastatus (greater spear-nosed bat)
Lineage: Eukaryota; Metazoa; Chordata; Mammalia; Chiroptera; Phyllostomidae
Product: zinc finger protein 271-like
Exons: 3
Coding region: 220-2946 (908 amino acids)
Biological process (GO): regulation of DNA-templated transcription
Molecular function (GO): RNA polymerase II cis-regulatory region sequence-specific DNA binding; DNA-binding transcription factor activity, RNA polymerase II-specific
Source: RefSeq, a predicted model, not a curated record